CCCUGCUGCGCGCUGUUUGUAGAACAAUUGUUUAUUCCAUAGUUUAUUUGUUCAUAUUCAAUCCUAUUCAUAUUUCUGUGUUCAAAACAGUUGUACAGUAUAUUCAGAAUAAUAAAGGAUAACCUAAUUAUACAGAUAUACUAUAAUUGUUCAGCUGAAUCACUUUAUCAAAUGAGCGGGAAAGGGAUCGCGUUGUAAUGACUGAAUCUGUCUUAUCAAUCCAUUUACGAUGACUGAUAAUUGUUUCGUGGAUAUUACGAUUGAAUUUCUAGCCGUUGCCUUCCACAACAUUCUGUAUUACGCCUCUGUUUAUCCGAAAAGUGUCUUCGAAACCAGAAAGAAGUAUAGCGUCGUUGUUUACCGCUGCAUACACCCAGAAGUCAAUCAAUACCUCGACCUGUGCCUCAAAAAUCUUGCAGAAUGCUUGAAGAGUGAGCAAUUGAGACGCGCACAGUUUUCCGUUACAGAUGAAAAGUACAAACCUGUGAUCAAUUUUGUUUUCGAUUUUGAGAAACAAAGACAGUCUGAUGAAAAUUCAGAUGCUUAUUUGAUUCAAGCUGAGCAAAAUCUGCGAGCUUUUUGUUUGAAUUUGGUCAGCAAUAGUGAGAAGUUCUUAGUCCCUGAUGACUGUAGCUUCACAAUAUUUAUACACACAAAUGAAUCUAAUGCUGUGGCAUUGGCAAAUAAUCCUGAAUUGGAGGACUUUCCUUUUGUUGAAGCUGAGGGUGCUGCAGAGGAGAUAAAUAAUAUUAUACCAUUAAGGAGAUUUAAUUUAAGAUCUUAUAAUAUUGACACCUAUAUAGAAAUUAAAUGAAAAUGCUUUUGUUGUAACUUA
Leguminivora glycinivorella is the source of this 835-nucleotide messenger RNA. RefSeq names its product mitotic spindle assembly checkpoint protein MAD2B (gene PolZ2). Gene Ontology annotation, cellular component: zeta DNA polymerase complex. Bases 230 to 814 code for a protein of 194 amino acids. The transcript has a single exon. NCBI's taxonomy places the organism in Eukaryota, Metazoa, Arthropoda, Insecta, Lepidoptera, Tortricidae. The record is from RefSeq and is a predicted model, not a curated record.